Cryptomeria japonica (Japanese cedar) is the source of this 2166-nucleotide messenger RNA. Its product is annotated as disease resistance protein Roq1-like. The transcript is spliced from 3 exons. Bases 206 to 2146 code for a protein of 646 amino acids. NCBI's taxonomy places the organism in Eukaryota, Viridiplantae, Streptophyta, Pinopsida, Cupressales, Cupressaceae. Gene Ontology annotation, biological process: signal transduction; defense response. The record is from RefSeq and is a predicted model, not a curated record. Gene Ontology annotation, molecular function: ADP binding.
UCAUUUUGUCUUCGUCGACUCGGUCAUUGACACUAACAUCUGCAACCACUCCCCACUUGCGCACCCUUUGUUUAUCUCCUAUUCUAUCUCCAUACCUGUUACCUCUUGAAGCACUCAAUCCCCUGUUUACAACUAUUUGCCAACAAUUCUAAAAUAUCAAAUCUAGAUUCAUUUUCUUUUUAACCAGACAAUCAAUUUUCUGUUAAUGGCCUCCACUUCGACAUCUGGUCGAGGAGAGCAGGCACCCGAUCCAUUUUCAGUACUUGAACCUCCCAACAAAAAGAUAAAGUCCUCCUUGUCUGUAAAGCAGUUUGAUGUAUUCAUCAACCAUCGAGGCCCAGAUGUCAAAACAACUCUGGCUUGGCAGCUUUACAAUUCCCUAAAGAAUGCUGGGAUCUCAGCAUAUCUAGAUUCUGAGGAGACUGAACUGGGAGAUUAUUUUCCCUCUGCCAUAAAGAAUGCCAUAUUCUCUGCCAGAGUGCACAUAGCCAUCUUAUCACCGCGAUAUGCAGAGUCUGCUUGGUGCUUAGCUGAGCUAGCUUUAAUGUUUCAAACCAAGGCUAGAAUUAUUCCCCUGUUUUACCAUGUUCAGCCUUCAGACUUCCGCUACAUCAAAUAUGGAGUUGCAGAUGCAUUUUCCAUACAUGAAGAGAAGAGUAGAUACCCUAAUUAUGACAUUCAAGAGUGGAAAGAGUGCCUGAAGAACGUUGCAGGUAUCAAGGGCUACGAACUCAACGGACAGAAUGAUUAUCUGAAUAAGCUGUGCUGUGAUGUCGUGACGACGGUGGUCAAGGAGAAGAAAAAGAGAAAAAUUCCUCUCCAAGUUGCAAAAUAUGAGGUAGGACUUGAUGAGCUUGUGAAGGAUUUCCAGAGCCAUUGCCAGAGUAAUGGGGAGAUGAAAGACAAAAUAAUUGGCAUCUUUGGAAUGGGAGGGUCUGGCAAGACCACUCUCGCCAAAUAUUUGUUCAAUCGCAAAAGUUCAGAGUUUAGUGGAUCAACUUUUCUGUUUGAUGUGCGGGAUUUUGAUGUCAAAGGUAUGCUCACUUCUCUGCAAAAUAAGCUUCAGAAUGAUCUGUUUCCUAGAAAUCAUCAAUCAUUUUCUAGUGUAGAAGAUGGAAUUGCCGCGAUCCAGGAUAACCUUCAAAGGAACCGCGAAUUUUCUAGUAUAGAAGAUGGAAUUGCCGUGAUAAAGGAUAAUCUUCAAAGGAGCCGCGAUUCAAGGUUCCUUAUAGUUAUAGAUGAUGCUGAUCAUCAGAAGCAGCUAGAUGCCCUAGUGCCCAUACAUGCCCUCAAUCCCAAAAGUUUGGUAAUUGUCACAACUCGUGACCAGAGGCUUCUGAUAGAGGCUGGAGUAAAUGUCCGUUAUAAGAUGAAACAAAUGAAUCCAGAGCAUAGCAGAGAGCUCUUCUGCUGGCAUGCAUUUCAGAAACAAUCUUCUAAAAGUGGAUUUCAGAAUUUGGUAGACGGCUUUGUCGAAGUGUGUCAAGGUUUACCUCUUGCUCUUCGAGUAAUGGGCGGACAUGUUUUUGGCAGUGACAAGUCUUAUUGGAAAUUGCAAUUAGAUGUAGUUAAGAAAAAACUACACAAAGACAUAAAAGAUACCCUUAAAGUAAGCUAUGAUGCUCUGGAAGAGGAUGAGAAACAGAUCUUUAUGGAUAUUGCGUGCUUUUUCAUAGGGAAAGAGGCGAGCAUGGCCAUGAGUAUAUGGAAGGCUUCAGGGUGGAGAGCCGAACAUGCACUUCAGACCCUCAAAGACAAGUGCCUUGUUGACCUGCAACCUAUGAGUUUAGGUUGGGAUUAUUGCGACCCAGAAUUUGUUUUGAGAAUGCAUGACCACCUCCGCGACUUGGGCAGAGAUAUGGCAGACAAUGAAAUGAGCAAUUCUUGUCGGCUGUGGCGUCCUACAGAUCUUAUUGAAAUGGAAAACAUUGUGAAGGAGGAAGGAAAGAAUUUCAGAUAUUUCAAUGAAACUGCUACAUAUAUGACAUAUCUUCUAGAAAUAUCAAAGACAUCAACUGAUUUACAAUGGCUUCAAUUUCGCUUGAAUUGGGGUUAUGAGUAUAUUCCUGAAUGGAUUCCUCUACAAAAUUUGCACACUUUUAAGACUUCAAGAAGUAUCAUCUGCGAGAUUGUGGCAGACGGGUGACCGGGUAUAUGCUCUUUCUU